This is a messenger RNA of Cladophialophora immunda, 2000 nucleotides long. RefSeq lists its product as uncharacterized. The transcript has a single exon. NCBI's taxonomy places the organism in Eukaryota, Fungi, Ascomycota, Eurotiomycetes, Chaetothyriales, Herpotrichiellaceae. The record is from RefSeq and is a predicted model, not a curated record. Gene Ontology annotation, molecular function: ureidoglycolate lyase activity; ureidoglycolate hydrolase activity. Gene Ontology annotation, biological process: allantoin catabolic process. The coding region runs from base 318 to 1103 and encodes 261 amino acids.
CAAUUACUCAACACCUCGUGGCCGAAGAGCAAUCAGCUCAUAUUGUACGGGACUUGGAAAGGGCUUCACUGAGCCGCGCGGUUGUAUUGCAUCGCAAGAGCACUUUCUCUGGGCGCCACGAGGGACGAGGCUCUCGACUGGAAAGAGAAUCUACUGUACGAGACCCAGCACAAGCCAGCCUUGGAGUCCGGGAUUUGGUCAAGAUCGACCUUGUGGCGUAAAAAGGGGAAUCGAGCCCUCGUGACCGAGUAUCUGCUUUGUCGUCAGGCGCUUCUGUCCGAUUGGAUCCGGUCCACCAGGUCAGCUCCAUCUUCACAAUGACACCCCCUACGCUCCCACUCGCCCCGUCUCACUCCGCCUCUCAGCACCGGACGCUCCUCUCACUCGAGCCGUUGACACCAUCAUCAUUCUCCGAGUUCGGCACUGCCAUAUGCGCUCCAUUUGAUUCCUCGUUGACGACUCCUCCCCGCUCAUCGGCGUCCAUCCCCGUGCCGCUCCAUGCCCCUCACCAACCCGCCCCGGUCUUUGCCAACCAGAAUUCGGCGCUGAAGACGUCUCCGAUCUCGCAAUUCAGCAACAACUACCCCAAGGCUCCGGCCUCGAAGCCCCAAAUGAGCAUGUUCUCCUGCUUCCCCAGGAACCUGAGCGGGAUCGGAGUCGAGCCGUCCGGUGGCGCCGGGGGGAGCAUCUUCAGGGUCUCAAUCCUGGAGCGACACCCAUAUACGACUCAGACGUUCAGUCCACUCGGCCUUUCUGCUGCCUCGGAUUCUUCCACCUUCUUCCUCGUCGUGGUGGCUCCCUCCCUCCCUUCUUCGACCACGGCUGUCAAGUCCACGGGUAGCGAAACAGCCAUCGCCAACCCCCCAGAUCUUGCCCGUCUCCGGGCGUUCCUGGCUAGAGGUGACCAGGCAGUCACCUAUGGCCCGGGGACAUGGCAUGCACCAAUGGUUGUACUGGGCCAGCGACGCGUCGAUUUCCUGGUCACGCAAUUUGUGAACGGGGUUGCAGAGGACGAUUGUCAGGAGGUGCUACUAGGCCAGAAUGAUAUCGGAAUAGAUUUGAGUGGGUUGGGGCUGGAUGGAUUUGCGAGGCCGAAGCUAUAAAGCGGUGUGAAAUGGGCGAGGGCACCCAUCGCGACAGCGGAAUUCCUGACGACGAUCGGUAAUCGAUUGCCAUGUCAUUCAUUCUUUUCUUCCACAUUGACAUCCCGCCAAAAGAACAUACAUACUCAGGGGGUAUCAUAUGCCAAUCCAAAGCAAUCACGAUCCGGCCACCGAUUGCCAUCUCAAAAUCGCCAUUGUCGUCGGCACUUUUCAGGUCAGAAGGCAUGGUAUCCAAAGCUGACCUAGCCAACAAAGGGGUUGAUCACGAGCCUUACUUUCCGCCCUCCAGCUUCGUCACUAACCUCUUCAUGCCCACCCACUCAUCCAUGCUGGCCUCCCCAUUUCCGCAUUGCAAUCCCUUUCCGACGUCGAACACUGUAACCACGCCAUCGAGCCCACCGACAGCCAUGUGGCUGCCUCGUUUCUCCUCCCAGGCCACUUUGUUCAAUCCCUUGAAGGGGACCACUCCGUUCUUUCCCCUCGUCGGACUGGCCUUGGCAAUCGGAACUUCCAGGUCAUAGCUAAGAUCGAACACCUCCAACUCUCCUGCACCGGUGACGCAGGCAAAAACUGAUGGUUUAUGGGGUGCCCAUUUUGCAUCGUAGACGAGAUCUUCCCUAGCAAGAUUGAGGAUAGGGCUCAGAACUGUCGGCGCUGCUCCUCCAGCUGCUAUAGUUGAGGCGCUGGUGCUGGAACUCGCAGCGGGCUUCACUCGCCACAGUUUCACGGACCAGUCAGAGCUGGAACUUAGUAGUAGAUCCCCUAGAUCCACGGGCCCUCGCGCAGGGUGGAAUUGCGAGGACAUGACUGGUGCAGUGUGGCCCUUGUAGGCAACGCGGCUGUCCACGCCUGCUUGAGCUCCGGCUCGAUCGUACCGGUGGCAUGGGUAAAUGGUGC